AUGUUUCCUCUUUACCCCCCACCGGCUACUGAAAGAUUUUCCUUUGAGUACGCACUUUCUCACACGUACAUACACAUUUUGAAAUAUAAUUGCCUUGCCUUUCAUUCUCACGUUUCUCUCUCUCUCUCUCUCUCGUUGUCUGUUCUUCUUGCUUUCUCUCAUGGGGCGUGGUCAGAGAGGGCGUACCUUUCGACACAUCAUUUUCUUUCUUUCUUUUUGCCUACUACCACUUCCUCGAUGGUCGUUAUUAGGACAAACUCCGACCCCUCACGCAUCCAUCUCUCAUCUCUCCCCCCACCUCGCCCUUUCCUCGACACUGCUUUACUUUCAACACCACCCUCAUACGCCACCACCAUCAUUCCCAACAUCAAUCUCACCUUCCUUUUCAACGUUAGCCACCUGCGCGUCUCUGUCUCCCUCUUUCUUUGUCCUUUUUUCUUUCUCUUUCUCUCUCUCUCUCUCUCUCUCGAUGAGCACCCCUCUCUCUUUCUAGAUGCGCUUCAUUUUUUCUCGCUUUCGAUGAGCGCCAUUUAUCGCUUUCUUGUUGAGUGCUCUUCUCUUUCUCUCUCACUUCCGAUAAAUGCCUCACACACACUCUCUCUCUCUCUCUCUCUCGAUGACCGCCUUUUUCUUUCGAUGAGUAUCCCUUCCGCUCUCUUUCUCUCCCCAUGA
Molecule: messenger RNA, 672 nt
Organism: Acanthosepion pharaonis
Lineage: Eukaryota; Metazoa; Mollusca; Cephalopoda; Sepiida; Sepiidae
Source: the annotation of a GenBank genome assembly